AGCAUAAACACUCACGGGAAAAUGCGUUUUUAGGAUCUCUUUCGCGCCUACCCAACAACCUUUACACAAAUCGCACACCCUCAACAUCGAAGAUAAUACACAUAUACGUACACCAACGCUUAACUCUCGCUCUCUUUUUUUGUUCCCCUCCCGUCUACGCGGCACAAUGUCGAAUGCGUACUGUUACUUCGAUGUCACCAUCGGCGGCAAGCCGCUGAAGGAGCGUAUCGUGAUGGAGCUCUUCACCGAUGUGACGCCAAAGACCUGCGAGAACUUCCGCCAGCUUUGUCUUGGCAACGGAGGCAAGACCGUCGAGGGCACCGAGGUGCCGAUGACGUACAAAGGCUCCAGCUUCCACCGCGUCAUUGCGGGUUUCAUGAUUCAGGGCGGCGACUUCACGAACCACAACGGCACCGGCGGCGUCUCUAUCUACGGCGAAAAGUUCGAGGACGAAAACUUUGAGGUGCCGUGCGAUAAGAGCGGGCUGCUCGCGAUGGCCAACGCGGGCGCCAACACGAAUGGAUCGCAGUUCUUCAUCACGACGGCGCCUGCCCCGCACCUCACGGGGCGUCACGUCGUCUUCGGCCGUGUGGUGCGUGGCAUGAACGCCGUCCGCGCCGUCGAGCAGACCGCGACCGGGGCUAACGACAAACCAGUGGAGGACUGCCUCAUUGCGGACUGCGGCGAGCUGGACGCACUGCCCGAGGUGGUGCCGGCGGCGGACGGUGACACCUACCCCGACUACCCCGAAGACGUGGUGCCGGCCAUGGACGAUGCGCAGCGCAUCGAGGCCGGCGAGGCGAUUCGCCAGAUCGGCAACACGUACUUCAAGAACGCCGCCUACGCGCUUGCCACCGACAAGUACCAGAAGGCGGUGCGUUUCCUUGUGCAGGUGGAGAACCAGGAGGCGCACCCCGAGGUGAAGGAAAAGCUCAUUGCGUGCUACAACAACACGGCCAUGUGCGCCAUCAAGCUGGAGCGGUGGGCCGACGCGCGCCACGCCGCCUCGCUCGUGCUGAAUUUAGACCCCAAGAACGCGAAGGCCCUGUUCCGCCGCGGCAUGGCGGCGCUGAACGGCAGUGAUGCGGAUGGCGCCGUGGAGGAUCUCACCCAGGCCCACCAGAUGGAGCCGGAUAAUGCGGAGAUCACGGCCAAGUUGAAUGAGGCGAAGGGGAAGGUGAAGGCGCAGAAGGCGAAGCUUGCGGCGAACUUCAAGAAGAUGUUCUCGUAG
Leptomonas pyrrhocoris is the source of this 1231-nucleotide messenger RNA. Its product is annotated as putative peptidyl-prolyl cis-trans isomerase (cyclophilin- 40). NCBI's taxonomy places the organism in Eukaryota, Euglenozoa, Kinetoplastea, Trypanosomatida, Trypanosomatidae. Gene Ontology annotation, biological process: protein peptidyl-prolyl isomerization; protein folding. Gene Ontology annotation, molecular function: peptidyl-prolyl cis-trans isomerase activity; protein binding. The coding region runs from base 167 to 1231 and encodes 354 amino acids. The record is from RefSeq and is a predicted model, not a curated record. The transcript has a single exon.